UGGGCCUCUGUACACUUAUGUAGAUAUUCCAUACAAAAAUCAGCCUUUUCCAGCUGCAAUAAUCAUUUACAGUGUAGACAUUAAUGUUAAUGUGCUUUUCUUUAAAAAACAAGGACAUUUCUAAGUGACCCCAAACUUUUGAACGGUAGUGUAUGUAUGUAGGCAAUGUCCUUGUCUAUAGCUGUUCCGUACUUUCUCAUGUUUUUGUACGUUUUAUGUGGACCCCAGGAAAAGUAGCUGCUGCGUGUGCCAUAGUUAAUAGGGAUUCAUGAUAAACUAAUCUUGCCGCUCCGGGAGAUGUAAAACGAACGAUGCCAGCAUACGAUCUGUGACGUAGGUUGCGCCAGAAUGCUGUCUUUUGAAUUUAUACAGAAGUAGUUUUGACAGCUCAGGUUUGCUAGGACCUCGUUCACAAUUCGCAAUUAUAUGGAGAUAGAUCGAUGCAUACCAUUGUUAACAUUGCACUUGUGAAUAAUUGACCGUAGUAUUAGCUAUUAUACUCUAUAAACGCGCACUUAAUUUAACACAAUGGUGAUAAUACGUAGAAUUUCGGACGCAGACCAAUCAACAAACCAAAAGUCUUCACAACCAGACGCCGAUUUUCAAUCCCCGCAGAAUUUACCGAGGAAGUCCGCACGCUUGACUAAGGGAUAUGUUGGUGAGAACGAUCGGCAUAUUAUCUCCUUGGAAGAGCUAAAUGGACAAACACCAGAUAAUGGGAGACCUGUCAGAAAGAUAACAAGGAAAUCGCCCAGGUUUCAGGUCAAUGGGGCCAGUGAAGAUGACCAAACUGAGGGGUCUCCUAGACCAGGAGGAUCCCAGGGGGUUGUGCGACGCAGCACCAGAACCACCAGGGACCAACAGUCCAUGAUCUACGACUGCCUCAUCACUAAUACUGCUGAGGCGGUCCUCCACAAGAUUGAUGACAUGAAGAUGUGCCGCCACUUGAAAAACUCAAAACAAUCAAGGAUGUAUUCUAAAGCCCAGCGAAAGAAGACUACCGACUCUCCAACAGUAAAAACUGUUUCCAAACAAGAAGCUGAAGAGUACUCUGACGACGAUGAUGACGACGAUGAUGAGGAUGAUGAAAACGACGAUAACAGCAAGCGCUAUGAACCUCGACAGAAAAACGCGGUGGUUCGCUACCAUGCGCCACUGGAUGAAUCCAGGAAACAGCCGCCCAUGUUUUUCGACCGUCAGGCAUCUUCCACUAGAGGGAGCUACCGCAUCAGUGCCUCAGUGCCCAGGAGUGCCCACACCACCAGCCGAAGGAGUGGCAGGAAUGGGUCCAUAGGCAGGAGAAGGCAUGCUUGGCACACCCAGGAAGCCAGCUCCUCUGAUGAGGACGACUCCUCUGACGAGGAAGACGCAGAGCAAGAAGCCAAGAACAGGUGUCUGCCUCUGAAUUUGCGCAAAGAGGACAUUUUGGGAAUCCAUAAGGACAGAAUGAAGAUGGGUGCGAGCCUGGCGGAUGUCGACCCCAUGGCGAUUGACCAGUCGGUGCGCUUUGACAGCGUUGGCGGUCUGACAAGCCACAUCUCCGCCCUGAAAGAGAUGGUAGUCUUCCCUCUGCUCUACCCAGAGGUGUUUGAGAAAUUCAAGAUCCAGCCCCCAAGGGGCUGCCUGUUCUAUGGUCCCCCGGGUACGGGGAAGACCCUGGUGGCCAGAGCGCUGGCCAACGAGUGCAGCCAGGGGGACAGGAAGGUGGCCUUCUUCAUGAGGAAGGGGGCCGACUGCUUGAGCAAGUGGGUGGGCGAGUCGGAACGCCAGCUCAGGCUGCUCUUUGACCAAGCCUACCAGAUGCGGCCAGCCAUUAUCUUCUUUGAUGAAAUUGAUGGGCUGGCUCCGGUGCGCUCCAGUCGCCAAGACCAGAUACACAGUUCCAUCGUGUCCACCCUGCUGGCCCUGAUGGAUGGCCUGGAUAGCCGAGGAGAGGUGGUGGUGAUCGGAGCCACCAACCGACUGGACUCCAUCGACCCCGCCCUCAGACGCCCCGGACGCUUCGACAGGGAGUUCCUCUUUGGCCUCCCUGAUCGCGAGUCCCGGAAAGAUAUCCUAAAGAUUCACACCAGACAGUGGAAUCCUACACCCUCCGAUCCUUUCCUGGAAGAGUUGGCUGAUAAAUGUGUCGGCUACUGCGGCGCCGACAUCAAGGCGGUGUGCGCCGAGGCGGCCCUCUGCGCGCUGCGCCGCCGUUACCCCCAGAUCUACAGCACGUCCCAGAAGCUCCUGCUGGAUGUGGGCUCCAUCAACAUCAACAGUCAGGACUUUGUGGCCGCCGUGAGGAAGAUGGUGCCAGCCUCCCAGAGGGCCGUGUCGUCCCCUGCCAAGGCCCUGACCCCCGUGGUCACGCCCCUGCUGGGCAACGAACUCACCAACGUGCUGGAUGCACUGCAGAAGGUCUUCCCCCACGCCGAGCAGGGCCUCAAGAGGAAGAGGGACACAGAUCUGACAGCCAGCAUUCUGGAGGAUGACCUCAUGUACAGUGGGGAUGAGGGCCCCUCAUCCAAUAAUUCCAUCACCAAACAGACCACCACCAAAGGGAGCUUCCUCCAUUUUGCCAGGAGUGCGACCUGCCACCCCACCACCUACCGGCCCAGGCUGCUGCUGGCUGGGCGUCCCGGGGCGGGUCAGAGCUCCCACCUGGCCCCCGCCGUGCUCCACGCCCUGGAGAAGUUCACCGUCUACACCCUGGACAUGGCCGUGCUGUUUGGAGUCAGCUGCACCUCCCCCGAGGAGGCCUGUGCUCAGGUGUUCUGCGAGGCCAAGCGGACCUCCCCCAGCAUCCUGUACAUCCCCCACAUCCAGCAGUGGUGGGACACGGUUGGCCUGGCCCUCAAGGCCACCUUCCUCAGCCUGUUGCAGGACAUCCCCUCCUUCUCCCCCAUCAUGCUGCUGGCCACCAGCAACGUAGCUCACCACGACUUGGCCGACGAGAUCCAGACUCUGUUCCGGUUGGAGUAUGGAGAAGUGCACUCUAUCCAAAUUCCCACCCAGCAGGAGAGAAGGAAGUUCUUUGAGAAUCUCAUCCUUAGCCAGGCUGCCAGGGCACCUGCUUCCAAGAAGAAAGCCUUGAUGCAUGCCAUGGAGGUGCUCCCCCUUGCCCCUCCUCCUCCCCCCAGGCAGAUGAGUGAGAGGGAGCGUCUGCGUCUGGAGGAGCAGGAAGAGGACACACUCAGGGAGCUGAGGCUGUUCCUGCGCAACGUCACCGAGCGCCUCUCCCAGGACAAGCGCUUCAAGGCCUUCACUAAGCCUGUGGACAUCGAAGAGGUUCCUGACUAUAUUAAGGUGAUCAGGCAUCCCAUGGACCUCUCCACUGUACUGUCCAAGGUCGACCUCCACAAGUACGUGACCGUCAGGGAGUUUGUCAACGACGUGGACCUGAUCUGGAAGAACGCCCUGGAGUACAACCCUGACAGCGACCCAUCUGAUCGUCAGAUUCGUCACCGGGCUUGUGCCCUGAAGGACACGACCCACGCCAUCAUCCGUGACGAACUGGACGAGGACUUUAACAGGAUCUGUGAGCAGAUCAGAGAGUCACGCAACAAGAGAGGGUGCACGUCAUCAAAGUUCGCCCCCUCUUACUACCAGACCUUGCCCAGAGAGGAAGGGUUCGCAGAGUCCAAGAGGCCAGGUGGUAACACUGGCAAAGACGCCAGCACCCCGUUCACUGCCAACACCCCACGGCCCGCACAGAGGCGUGUGACCCGUGCCAGUAGGACUCUGGUGCAGCAGCAACAGCAGUUGAUUGACGUGGACAAGGCCCUGGAGAUCCUGACCCAGAAGACCCCUCAGCUGGUUGUGGACCACGACAAACUCAAGGAAUUGCUCAAAAGAGCUGUGUCCAAGACUGAGGGUUAUGAGGUGCAUCAGCUGGAGAAGCUCUAUGCGUUGUUGUGUCAGAGCAUCUACAGAUACCGCAAGAACUUUGAUAAGACGGAGCUCGUACAGGAAAUGAAGAGAGACAUUGACAACUUUUCCUAACUUCCCUUGAUGUUUUACUUAUUUCCAUAUUGUAAUAAAAUAUGAUGCAUUUAAAGAUUCUCUUUUCUUUUACCUAUUACAAUGGUCCUAAUCAUGCAUUACAUUGGUCUGAAAUGUGGUUUUCCAUCAUUUACAGUAUUUGAGGCAUGGACUUGAGUCAGAAUUGACUUGAGACGUGCAAGUCAGUGUGUGGGACCCACAGGACCAAAACAGCUGAGAAGUUUGGCCUCGCACUUCAAUGCUCCUAGUUGUCCACUAUGCUGUUUACUUUCUGUCUGUCUUUAAUCUACCAGCUGGUGCACGGAAUCUAAUAUUAAUGGUGUCCAAACACUCCAAGACAGUUGUGAAGAGGGCAUGACAAUGCCUAUUCCCCACAGGAGACUGAAAAGAUUUGCCAUGGGUCCUCAGAUCCUCAAAAAGUUCUACAGCUGCACCACCGACCGCGUCCUGACUGGUUGCAUCACCGCCUGGUAUGGCAACUGCUCGGCCUUCCGACCGCAAGGCACUACAGAGGGUAGUGCUUAUGGCCCAGUACAUCACUGGGGCCAAGCUUCCUGUCAUCCAGGACCUCUAUACCAGGCGGUGUCAGAGGAUGCCCCUAAAAAUUGCCAAAGACUUCCGCCACCCUAGUCAUAAACUGUUCUCUCUGCUACCGCACGGCAAGUGGUACCAGAGCGCCAAGUUUAGGUCCAAAAGGCUUCUUCACAGCUUUUACCCCCAAUCAAUAA
This is a messenger RNA of Salvelinus fontinalis (brook trout), 4712 nucleotides long. Its product is annotated as ATPase family AAA domain-containing protein 2-like. The record is from RefSeq and is a predicted model, not a curated record. Gene Ontology annotation, molecular function: chromatin binding; ATP hydrolysis activity; histone binding. Bases 529 to 3984 code for a protein of 1151 amino acids. The transcript is spliced from 28 exons. Gene Ontology annotation, biological process: positive regulation of transcription by RNA polymerase II. NCBI's taxonomy places the organism in Eukaryota, Metazoa, Chordata, Actinopteri, Salmoniformes, Salmonidae. Gene Ontology annotation, cellular component: nucleus.